UCAGCGACUUAUAGCAAGACUGCGGCGGACAUUCUGACACUGGUGGGGGGAACUAACAUGUUUCACUGACAUCCCCAGUGACACCAAUACAGUGAUCAGUUGUAAUAAAAAAGCUCUGACACUGUACUAAUGGCACUGGGCAGGAAGGGGUUAACAUGUGAGGAGAUCAAAGGGUUAACUGUGUGCUGUUUUACUGUAAGCUGUGUUGCUUUGCAUGGCUCUCCUAUCCAGAGCCAUAUAAAGCAGUGUGCAGGAGCUGACAGGGGAGAGAACUGUUUUGUUUACUUACAGUUCUCUCCCUCCAUUUGUAAUGCUCUUCGAUCACUGGGUGUUGGCGAGUAAUCACUGGCCAGGACCUGGUGAUUGAUAGCCGA
This is a messenger RNA of Staurois parvus, 374 nucleotides long. NCBI's taxonomy places the organism in Eukaryota, Metazoa, Chordata, Amphibia, Anura, Ranidae. The record is from the annotation of a GenBank genome assembly.